Xenia sp. Carnegie-2017 is the source of this 1246-nucleotide messenger RNA. RefSeq lists its product as uncharacterized. The record is from RefSeq and is a predicted model, not a curated record. The coding region runs from base 314 to 1246 and encodes 310 amino acids. The transcript is spliced from 2 exons. NCBI's taxonomy places the organism in Eukaryota, Metazoa, Cnidaria, Anthozoa, Malacalcyonacea, Xeniidae.
AUUUAAAAUUUUCGCAAAUCCAAUUUUAAAGAAAACAAAUUUUUCAUUUUUGGGAAAAUAUUUGGUCGGGCUGGGCCCGACCAGCCAGACCGCAAGCUACGCCACUGCAUAUGCAACCACGCGAUUUUACAGUUCUGCUUUCGAUCAAUGGAAGAAAACUUACAAUAGUUAUCCCGCUUUAUUUACGACAUACAGUGCAAAUCGAGAAGAUAAAAAGGAUGAUUGUUAGGAGACAAAAAAACAACUCAGAGGUCAAGAUUUUGCCAUAGAUCUAUGUGGAAUAAUUGAUGUGUUUCAACCAGUUGUUUCGUUAAUGAUCAAAUGUCAGAGCUUAAACGUGCCUCCCUGGAAAGUUGUUGCUUGGUUUCCGAUAGUCAUUGAUAUCUUGGAGGAUAUCAGGAUAGAAUUAAAGCGACUUAAGGACGGAGAUGUUGUAAAACCAGCUGAAAAGUUGUUGCCAAGACUUGCAAAACAUUGGCAAGAAUUAACAAAAGAAGAAGUUGAAGAAUGUUUGUUUCAAGGAAUACAAGUCUACGAAGGAUGGCUCGUAGUCAAUGACAGUGAGCAACUCGUGGAAGGACCGUCUACAGACAAGACUGGGAAACAACAUAAUAAAAAGACUAUUUCUUGGGAGGCACGAUCACCAAAUGAUUGCCUAGAUGGUCUUUAUCAACUCACAGAAGAUAAUCCAAUGUGUCUGGCAUCCCGCUACAAAAACAUUAAGAUCGACAACAUCACUAAGUUAGAAGCUGUGUUUGACAUUGAGGGACUAAUAAAGCUUCUUUAUCAUUUUUCUCACGCGAAUGGGCGGAUCAAAGUCAGCAGGGCUGGAAGACAUCUUUGGGAUCUUCACGGGAAAAGGGAGUUUGCCGAUUUUUUCAAGAAUGUUUGCCAAUUGCCUCAUGUCAUGCAGCUACUAGACGACCAACCAUUACUGAAACUGUUGCCGCAUAACAGUGAUAGUUUCUUGGAGCAAUUUCAAGAAACUGUGAUGAGAAUGGUCUGGGAAGGUCUUGGUAAUUGUCGUUCGUAUAUGUUCAUCGAUGAAAAGGACCAACCAGUGACAGAAUUUGAAAAGGAGCAGCUAAUUUACCUUAAAUGCAUUGAGGAUCCUGCACUAGAUUUGUGGUUUACUCUGAAAUUUUCUUCGGGAGAGGCAGUGAAAGCAAGGAUCAACGAAGAAUUUGUGUACACCAGCAUGUACACAAAUGAAGAUAUAAUAAAGUCAAUUGGCCGAGAAAUAUGA